Molecule: messenger RNA, 681 nt
Organism: Antrostomus carolinensis (chuck-will's-widow)
Lineage: Eukaryota; Metazoa; Chordata; Aves; Caprimulgiformes; Caprimulgidae
Product: transcription cofactor HES-6
Exons: 4
Coding region: 1-681 (226 amino acids)
Biological process (GO): regulation of DNA-templated transcription
Molecular function (GO): protein dimerization activity; DNA binding
Source: RefSeq, a predicted model, not a curated record
AUGACUGCUGCGGCCACUGCCGGCGGCACCAACAAGCUUGCCAGCACCAAGGAGGAGAGGAAGUUAAGGAAACCCCUCAUUGAGCGGAAGCGAAGGGAAAGGAUUAAUAACUGCCUGGACCAGCUGAAGGAGACGGUUGUGGGUGUGUUUCACCUGGAUUCUAAACUGGAAAAAGCAGACAUCCUGGAAAUGACGGUGAAGCACCUCCAGAACAUCCAGAGCAGCAAGCUGAUGGCUGACUCCAAGGUGGGCCUGGAAGCCCAGCAGAGGUACAGCACUGGGUACAUCCAGUGCAUGCACGAGGUGCACAACCUCCUCCUCACCUGCGAGUGGAUGGACAAGACCCUCGGUGCGCGUCUGUUAAACCACCUGCUGAAAUCCUUACCCAGGUCUGGUGAAGACACCUGCAAAGCAGCAUUAAGGUCUUCAAGCCCCUCUCAGCAGCCUCCCUUGACACCAAAAAGCCCCCCGAGCCCUAAGGGGAGCACUCGGGGCACAAACCCAUCACAGGAACGCUUCUACCUCACGGAGAACAAGCAGGCUUUGAAAAAUUGCUUCCAGCUGCCGUCACUCUCAGUUUUCAGCCAGGUUGAUGCUGCACCUCCCAGACAGGUCCUGCAGCCAAAUUUUUCCCAUAACAACCCUAGAAUGGGGUCAUUAGAUAUGUGGAGACCGUGGUAA